Molecule: messenger RNA, 3838 nt
Organism: Scylla paramamosain (green mud crab)
Lineage: Eukaryota; Metazoa; Arthropoda; Malacostraca; Decapoda; Portunidae
Gene: Naam
Exons: 11
Coding region: 306-1550 (414 amino acids)
Molecular function (GO): calcium ion binding
Source: RefSeq, a predicted model, not a curated record
CUCGCCAGAUCGCUCGCCCCAGCAUCACUAUCUCCCCUCCCACCUCCCCCCUCGCUCGCCCCAGCAUCACUAUCUCUGCCUCACCACUCUCUCACCACUCAACGCCCGACCGCCGCUGAGACCACACCACAGCCACCACCAGGAGGCAGAAACAAGACGGGAGAGCCACACCACCACCCUACUGAGACACCCAACAAGGCGCCUGCGUGGAAAGGUAGCAGCAGCAGCAGCAGCAGCAGCAAUGUCUCUCUCGUCUCCUAAGCAACCAGAGACGCCAGUGUCCGUCAGCAAGUCGUCUGCACAACAUGACGCCACGCCCCUCGCCCUCCUCACUGACGCCCCUCGCCGCCCAAACCACGCCCGGGGACAAGGUAUCCACGAUCAAGCAAGGCACCACCAGGGACGAGACCAAAGCUACUGACGGAGGGAGGGAGGAGGGUGACACCAGCCAGUCCCAGGAGCAGCCGUGUGAUUUAAUCCUUGAGUGUGUUGCAGAUAUGGAUGCGUGCUUCAAGGCUUUCGACAAGGACGAGGAUGGCUUCCUCAACCAGAGUGAGUUUUCCGCACUGUGUCGAGCAUUGUUCCGCAACGAGCGAGGCAAACCCUACCCAGUGGAAACGUCCAUGCUCAACACUAUCUUUGCCAUCUUUGACACCAACAAGGAUCACGUCAUUGACAAGGAGGAGUUCAGGUACUGCUGGCAGAAGUGGAUCAAACAGGUGGUGCGCCCUGUGACAGCCCUGGUGAUUGUGGAUGUGCAGAACGACUUCAUCUCAGGCUCCCUCGCCCUAUACAACUGUCCGGCGGGCCACCACGGUGAAGAGGUCGAGUCGUUUUCAUCGGAGGGCUCCACGAAGACAGUGAAUAACUCCCAGGUUAUUCCUCCCAUAAACCGGAUGCUGGACGAGAACCGCUUCGAUGUGGUGGUCUACUCCCUUGACUGGCACCCAGACAACCACGUGUCCUUCAUCGACAAUGUGCAUAUGCGUCCUCUCCACUCCUCCUGCAAGUUGACGAGUGAGGAGACGCAGGUUUAUGACACUGUCAUCUUUGAUGUCAACAAUGAUGGGACGCCAAUGGAGCAGAAGCUGUGGCCGAGACAUUGUGUCCAGAACACUUGGGGUGCCGAGCUGCAUGAGGACCUCAAGGUUGCAGAGGAUGCUAUUUUGGUGUACAAGGGCACUGACCCGGACACCGACUCAUACAGUGUGUUCUGGGACAACAACAAGAAGUUCCACACCACGCUGAAUGAGGAACUCCAAAAGCGAGGAGUCACUGAUGUCUUUGUGUGCGGCGUGGCCUAUGACGUGUGUGUCGCGGCAACCACCAAACAUGCCAUUGAGGAGGGCUACAGGACCAUCUUGAUAGACGAUGGCUGCAGGGGCGUGAGUGAGGAGGACAUCAUGAUCACCAGGGAACACAUCACUGCCAACCAAGGCCUUGUUGUACACUCCUCGCAGGUGAAAAAUCUUGCCACUGGGAGGGACAGACCGCCAGUGCUUGCCUACAAGCUGGCCCUUGAGCUGUCCAAGAAGACAAAGAAGAAAUAAAUGAAUUGUAUGAUGGGAAGACAAGUGAGGGAGAGAGACAGACAGGAAAUGUUCAAAGUAAGGGAAAUGAAGCAAACACCAGAGGAGGCUCCUGAGGGCACAAGAGAUAGAAAGACCAACAACAAAGGAAGCUACAGUAAAUCUAAGCCUCAAGACUUCUUUCAGCACCAAGCUACAUACUGAUUUAUUAUUAGGCUCUUCUUCAUCAAGGAAAAUGCUAAAAUUCUGGUUGGUCGAGCUUGCAUGUCUUACCUCAUUGUUUCUAAGAUAUAAAAAACUAAUGAAAGUUUACUUAUAAGCAUAACUGACAGGCACUCAGUAACCAAACGUAGGCUCAGAUAACAUUUUCUUUCCAACAACAGGACAUGUAUUAAGUUGCCAAUGUGAUACAAAGUAAAACCCUUCCAACAUGAGGGAUAAGGCCUUCCUGCCACUAAGCUAUUACAGUAUUUAAAACCAUUGCAGAUGUGUGGGUCUUUUGUUUGCUGUACCUUUAAGUUGAAAAAAAAAUCAUGUGAUGGUAGAGAAUGUCAUCAGAAAGGUGCAAAUUUACUGUACAAGUCAUAAAACGCUUCAACUGCCUUGAUAACUAGGUGCUUUCAGAGCAGUUUGUAGGCAUUACCGGAGGCUAUAAGAUUAGUCGACCUAGACUGUGUUAGACAGCUUUUUAUCUUGUCUCUUAUUUUCAUCAUUCAUUCCAAACAAGCAAAACAAAUCCACAAUUGCAAUCAUCUAAUGUCAAGGUCACAGUAAUGCCAUACAGCCAACACCCAUGGACAGCAGGUGUCACAGCGUCACACUCAUGAUGGACGCAGGGCCUGACAGCCGCUGCUGUUGUACAGAUCAAUGUUGCAUGUGGCAUCAUCAGUCUUGCUAAUGACAGCAGCACUCCAGUCCCUCACUCAGCCAUGGUGUAUACAAUGGUCAAAAACUGCCAUGAUGGAGGCAGGACCACCAGACAGGUGCAAGAUGAGAGUGUGUUCCUCAGCCAGUGUGGCCCUGCAAGCCCCACCACCCUGAUUGAGUGGUUCACGUGGCUGCCAGGUGAUGGCCAACGUGUGUUGGUCAUUCCCUAAACCAACGGUUCAUGAUAUUUUUCCAGCCAUUAAGGCCACCAAGUGCCUUAGGUGGCAGGUGUGUGCUGCUGGCAGGAACUCACGCCUCAGUCAAUUCAUAUAUAUGUAAUGUCUGGUAUGUUGGUAAAAUUUAAUCAAAACUAAAUUUCAAUUCACCUUAAACACAAAACUAGACCAUGUCCACAUUUCUACUUUGGUUACUCCAUUUUCAUAUAAUGUUAGCUUUUGACAUCAUGCAUUCCCCUAAAUUACAUUAUUAUUUGUCAUCAUUAUCAAGCUAAUUUUCACACUAUGUGGCUGACCCCCAAUGACCAAACCAACCUCGCAGCCAGAGGCUCAAGUUCAAUGGAGUGACUACCUGCUGGGUCAGGGGUGGUGCCGCAUCCCUCUCACCUUUCUCAUGGUGCAUCUCAACCCAAGAGGCAUCAACAUAGGAUAGAGUUAGGUUAGUUGAUACUUCACUCACAGCAUGAUGCCUUGUGGGUCUUGGCACAAGUGCUGAAAUGUUAUCAGGGAAAACUGUGGCAUGGCUGUUGACAAGGAGGUGUGAGGGAGAGUGCCGGUGCACGACACAGCAUGGUCCUGCUGCCUCCCAGUCAUCAUCUGCCUGCAGCCACAGUCCACACCCAUCAGUGUUACAUACAAUCAAUACCCAACUGUAACAUUCUUGUUCUUAUGUAAAAUCUGUACAUAUACUAUCACAAUGUUCUGAGCACAACUAAAAUAAUAAAGAGUUGGGUCUGUUCAUGACAUAAUUGGACUGUAUUUAAGAUUGUACAAUGUAUAUUUUUCUAAAUUUGGGGAAAUAAUUGGAAAUGUUUGUCCUAACGUUGACGUGUUUUACAAAAGUUUUAUACAAAGACGUGGAAGUUCUCAGUCAUGGUCCUGCUUGACCUGAGCUUUACUGUACAAUGAGCAUUUCAACUACUGGCUGUUUCUUUACAACCUCUGCCCUCCUUAACAUUUCGGCAAGGACAGAAACCCCGUCAUGAAUGACAAAAAAAAAAAAGGGCUUUCUAAUUUUCAAGAAAUAAUAUAUAUAUAUAUAUAUAUAUAUAUAUAUAUAUAUAUAUAUAUAUAUAUAUAUAUAUAUAUAUAUAUAUAUAUAUAUAUAUAUAUAUAUAUAUAUAUACAUAUAUAUAUAAUGAUUCAGUUUACUGUUUUUUGAGCUUUGAUUUCAAAACCUGUAUGCUAAUAAAAUCUGAAGUACUA